AUGCGGGUAUCCGGGGGCAUGUUCACCCCAAGGCACGCCCCGUUGAAGGAAGGCCGAUCUCUUCCCGGUCUUCCCUAUGGAGGUCCCACACGACGAAGCCUACGAUCACGACAAGGAGCUUUAUUGAUAAUAGUCCUAUUAUGCGUGCCUCUGAUAUAUUUUCUCCAUUCCAGCAACUCACUACCCUCAGCUCCACCGCCGUCAGACUCGUUAUUAAAUCAUAGGCCGGGUGGUUCUUCAUCGAAUUCGGAUGGAGUGAGGCAAUCGGAUCCCAAUGGUAUUCUUCAACAAGCUGAUUUCCCACAGUCCCAUCUUGGUCACGAACCUUCCAAUCAACAUUUAGAUACCGAUAAUCCUUUCGCGGCUCCUCCCAAGGAGGCGCCUUUCGCCAACCCGAAGAAACCAGCUGUAACCCAUAACUACGACGAGGAACCAACCCCCCUGAGGGACAGUGAUAGGACUUCUAAACCGAAAAUCAUUCCUGCUGAAAUGUCAGGAAAGGAGAGCCAACAGUCGAUUGGAUUUACGGAACGACCCAAGUUCGAAAAGGCUCUCGCUCGAGUACUGGCUCUGCUGCCAGGUGAGAUGGAGGGUCGAGAUCUGCUUCGACAAGUCGAGGGGACUGGAAAGGAGAAACUCCGCGAGAUGGGUCUCCGUGUACGCGAGUACAAGAAGUUUUUUGAGGCGUGGGAGGCUCUGCAUCUCAGCUUUGACGAGGAAGGUGGCAGUUAUGUGCGUGACGAUGUGAUUCAGUAUCUUCGACAUCACAAUCAUCAACCUCCUGAGGAAAUGACUGGUGCCGAACUUGCGUCGACCAUUCAUUCAUAUGAGGCCUACCGAUAUUUCCUGGUCAAAUUCGGUCAGAUGCUCUUUCCAUGGACCGCGCCUUACUUCCCCGAUCAUAUGACCCUACAUUCGCAUUUCAAAAAGGGAGGUCGAGGUAUUGUUCUCACGGCAGGAGACGACCAGGCACCUUUUUUAUUGACGACAAUCCCAACAUUCAGAAAACUCGGAUGUAAUCUCCCUAUCGAGGUCAUGUAUCUUGGUGAUUCAGAUCUCAGCGAAGAUUACCGGCAGGAAUUGGAAGAUCUCGAUGGUGUCAUCACCCGCGACAUUGCCCAGAUGGUCAACGAUGAGGGCUGGAAGCUGGCUGGAUGGGCCGCCAAACCUUUCGCCAUCUUGUUCUCUAGCUUCCGGGAAGUCAUCUUUAUCGAUGCAGACAGCUUGUUUUUCACGAAUCCCGAAGUUCUCUUCGAAGACCCGGCUUAUCAGAAAACUGGUGCUCUUUUCUUCAAAGAUCGUCUCAUUAUGCCUGAAAAUAAGAAAAGAUGGCUUCAACAAAUUUUGCCAAAGCCCAUUUCUCGACAAGUCAAGCAGAGCCGAUUUUGGACGGGUGACAGUGGCCACAUGCAGGAAUCAGGUGUGGUUGUGGUUGAUAAGUGGCGCCAUUUCGUUGCACUUCUCCUCGUCACGAGAAUGAAUGGUCCCGAUAGAGACGGGAACAAGGACGAAGGUAGAGUGGGUGUUUACGACAUGGUUUAUGGUGACAAAGAGACAUUCUGGAUAGGCUGGGAACUCGUGGGUGACAUGGACUAUGCUUUCCACAACGGAGACGCCGGCAUCAUGGGCACGGUUCAAACACACGAACUGACCGAAGAAGAGAAACAAGAAAAGGCCCGCAAAAAGGCCAAUCGAAAGAAACCCUUCGACGGCGAAGCACCCCGAGAAGGCGAACCCUCGCAACCCGCCGCGCCGGAACCCGAAGAGGUAGAAGAAGAGACCGACCCCAUUGACGAAGAACCCUCGACAUACUCGAUCUGCGCGCCACAACUCCUGCAUCUCGACUACGAGGGCAAACCACUGUGGUUCAACGGCUGGCUGCUCGAUAACAAAUUCGCGGACAAGAAGCAGAAGAAAUUCGGCAAGUUCGAGCAUUACCUCAUUGAGCCCAGGGAUGUGCGGGAACCUGGUGCCUGGCAGCUCGAGGAGAGUAACAUGUGUUGCUUGACGACCGACGCGCCGCUGAAGCGGGAUUUCUCGCCCGAGGAGAAGGCCAUCUUGGCCAUGAUGAUCCAGCAAGCCAAGGACGUGGGUGUGCCGGGUUGA
Exophiala bonariae is the source of this 2106-nucleotide messenger RNA. RefSeq lists its product as uncharacterized. Bases 1 to 2106 code for a protein of 701 amino acids. Gene Ontology annotation, molecular function: alpha-1,3-mannosyltransferase activity. Lineage: Eukaryota; Fungi; Ascomycota; Eurotiomycetes; Chaetothyriales; Herpotrichiellaceae. Gene Ontology annotation, biological process: protein O-linked glycosylation. The transcript has 2 exons. Gene Ontology annotation, cellular component: Golgi apparatus. The record is from RefSeq and is a predicted model, not a curated record.